GCGAAGAUUACGCGGGUCAAUUAUUUAAACAGACACUGCACACAAAUUUUAAAGGCGUCUCUGCUAUUCAUACGUUCAAUUGUCAAUGCUAUGCAGCAGUCUCAACCCUUUGGACAAUGAUUAAAUACUCUGACUCGGAUCCAGAAAAAACAGACAAAAUCGAAGUAUUGAUGUAGGUGUACGGAAAUUUCUAGUGGAGUCUGUGAGGAACAGACGACGCUGUCUCGGAGGAGCUAGCACUCUACAAUCUGGAAACCUUCGAUAGAAUUCAUAAUUUCGGAGCUGAACUUUCUUUGCAGGAGUGGUGAAUGAUGUUUGUAAGUGAUUCCGACUUUCAUUAUGACUAAAUUAAUACGAAUCACAUCACAUGCAAACUGUGUCAAGGAUUGAGAAACAGUGUCUGCCAAAUUCUUUGCAGCAUCUUGUCUACAGAUACGAGCCAUGAGCUCUUACUGACGUAUGCCAAGCUUCAUGAGGCAAUGUGAAGAAAAGUGCCGCGUUCGCUCUGCGUGUGUGUUCAUUCGGCUAUUUUGAUGGAAGAGACAAACCACUUGUAGGAAAGACUAGUGAUGCGAACGUUGAUCCGAGUAGAUUUCUUAGGACUACGAGAGCGAAGACAAAAUUGGGCUGUUGAGCAUUCUUCCGAGCGAAUGCCAUUCAAGAGAAUGCUUCGUGGAGAGAUUAGAGUGGUAGAGAGAGAGGAGACACUAUUUCAUCUUUCUAGAGAAUGCUCAAACAGAGCUACCGAGGCAUCCAUGCCGAAGCAGACUGUAAGAGCUUGAAACUUUGUUUCCAGCGUCUGUAACUCCUCGUUUCCUCGCCCUGUUCACCGACGACCUAGGACAUUCUGGUGUAGCUUGGAGACUUUUCUGGACAACUUACGGGCGCUGCCUUUGUACGAAAGGUGAGCAAAUUGAGAAGCAGGAAAAAGGACACACAGGCCUUUGCUUGCAUAAGAGACUGGAGAACAGUGGUCCGAGUCCUGGGUCUUCUGUCAAGCCGACUAUCUACCGCGUGUCCGCUGUAGGAUCAGUGAGACUUGUCAACCCUAUCUGCCAUCGACUGAACUCAUGUUCGUCGCUCGCGAUGGGUCGAUCUUACUGAUUCGGCUUUUUAAGUUGUUGUUCGUCUGAGGGUGCUCUUACUCUCUAGUUGCCAACGUCUCGUGCGGCAGCUACUUUCUUGCGUGGUGACCGGGUAUUUCGUGGCUGCUUGCCCGUGUCCGAAGAUCCUUCGAGCGUGGUACGUGAAGAACAUCUCAGACCAUGGCUGUGCACUUGAAAAUGCGCUAUCUGAACAUCAAGCAGGGGAUUGUAUAAGACUUCUGCACGUAUAGGACAGGAAGGUCGGAGUUUCUGCUUGUCAUUGGAGCUCUCCCCUUUUUUUCGAGCAAGGGAGACGAAAUCGAAGGCAGUCAACAUUUGCCCUUCUUAAUUAGGUCCAGCUCGCAGGUGUUUUUUCAGUUGCACAACAUUUGGGGAACGAUGGAAGCAAAGUUCACGAGGUUGGCUGCUUUCUCGAGGCUUGUUUUAAUAUGCCUUGUGCUGUGCGAAGUGUUGAAGCCGGUGGGAGGUGCAAAGUUUGUUGUGGGGGCAAACUUUGUGAGCGGUGCUCUUUGGACAAAUGACCCGGGUCCAAGUCACAGCAAUACGACUCUGGUCGAACAGUACGAGAUGUGGGCCAAAUCCGUCAAGAUUUCAGUCGGGGACACACUCCAAUUUUUGUAUGAUGAUUCUCACACGGUUGUUUUGGUUUCUACGAAAGAGAUGUAUGACUCGUGCAAUUAUGCAACUUACACGGAUGUGACUAGUCCAACUCCUCCCACACUAUAUAUCGUCAAUGACACUCAGCCUCUGUACUUUGUAUGCUCAAUUGACAAGCAUUGUGCAGAAGGCCAGAAAGUAGCUAUUACAAAUAUUUUACCUGCUAGUAGCCCUACUCCAUCCGUGUAUCCUGCACCGCCCCCGGCCUUUUCAAAUGGAGGACGACUUAUGGGGUCACUUGACAGAUUGCGCUCAUGUUGGACAGUAGCUUCAUCUACGUUUAUGUUUCUUUUAAGUAUUACUUAAGCCAUUGACUGUUUCAAUUUCAAUUUCCCUUGUACAGGGCGUGAGGCUAACCAAACACUUUAAUUCGAUUUAGCCGCACAGUGUUGUGAAUCCAUGUUUUCGUCAGCGAACAUGUAGAGAAGACGAAGGUUCCGACACAUGGUCGGCAUUUGCAGAGAUUCUUCCCUGUGUCUACUGGGGUUUUAAAUUCGUCGGAAAUAAGAACUUUGUCUCUCCUUAACUCUUGACAACUUCUCUCAAUAUUUGUAGAGUAACAGAUGUUACCUACACAUCACGCAGCUGACCGCCAUAUGGUUUUCAAGGGAAGUGCAUUUCUUGAUAAUGAAGGAAGUGUAAUAUCAAAUGGGUCUGUUUAUGAAUCCAU
Messenger RNA from Marchantia polymorpha subsp. ruderalis, 2433 nucleotides. NCBI's taxonomy places the organism in Eukaryota, Viridiplantae, Streptophyta, Marchantiopsida, Marchantiales, Marchantiaceae. The record is from the annotation of a GenBank genome assembly.